UUCACCAGUACGGAAGCUUUUCGCUCCACGAGAGUUAACAGGAGUUGAUAGUGAAGAAUAUACAAACUUUUCACUGUAUUUCAUGUUUUUUAGGAAUAUGACUCGCACCGGUUUUAUAGAGUGAUGCAUGCUACGUUAUGCUUUUAUUUUCCUGCCCCUUGAGCUGAACGAGGCCAUUUUAAAGUGCCAUUCACUGUUUGGACAAGCUGUCAAUCACUGCUCUGGUUAUAGAUUUUUCACAAAAUAACUCCUCUCACAUGCUGAGGAGUAUUUUGCUCAACUAGAGUCUGAUCAAAGGAUGCUCCUAUGGCUAAACUAAUAGUAGCAUAUGCCCUGUGGGCAGUAGGAGGCCCUUUGGGUCUGCACCAUCUGUACCUACGGAGGGACAGCCAUGCUCUCCUAUGGAUGCUCACUCUGGGCGGCUUUGGGGUCGGCUGGCUCCGGGAGUUCUUCCGCAUCCCGUCCUACGUAAGUGAAGCCAACCAGGAGGCAGAAAAAGCUAGACGCCCCUCCACCACCCUCCCAUCAGUGGGCUUGGUUCGGUUUGCUGGCCAGAUUUGUGUGGGUAUCUACUUUGGCUCAGUGGCUCUGAUCAGUCUCAACACUCUGAGCUUCUUCUACCUGAUUGUGCUCCCACUGAGUGUGGGGGCAGGCGUCCAUCUGGUGUCCUGCAUCGGUCAGCAGACUUCUGACCUCCAGAAGACCCUCACUGCAUGUAUCAUCACCUCGUCCAUAUUCUACGGCAGCAAACUGUCCCCUCUGCCCAUCAGCAUAGCGGCCAGUGUCACAGCAGCACAGCACAGAAGGUUCAAACCCCCUCGAAAAGCAGGAAGCCCACCAGAGCCACUUGGGCCUCGUCUGUAUUGCCUGAGUUUGGCUGUGUUGGCGUUCUCAGCUCCUCUGGGAUACAGUAUUUUUCUCAACACCACAGCCACUUUGUACUACAUAUCGGAUUGUGUGGCAGCAAUCCUUGACAUGUUUUGGUUCUUUCCCUGGCUCAGAGGGGUUAUGGAGUACUUUCUGCUGCUGCCAUACCAGAUCCUGUGCACUCUGACAGGAGGGAGUUACUAUGAGGACAGCUGGAGGAAGGUGCUAGAAAUACUUCUGAAUGAGUACAGCAAAAGAGAAAUGGAUGCCAUGAAGUUGCUGGCAGUCUCUGAGGGGGCCACACUGGAGGAAAUAACCCACAGCUACAGAGAGCUUGUUAAAUUAUGGCAUCCGGACCACAACCCCAAGCAGCAAGAAGAGGCACAACAGAUGUUCAUUCGAAUCCAAGAGGCAUAUGAGACACUGAUAAACAGGCAUAAGCCUCAGAAAAGAAAGUAAUUUUCUACUUAAACAGCAUUUUUAUGUAUGUGUCAGGUCCCAACAGGUGCAGGAUGCUUUGAACAUGGAAUUAUAAUGAACUGGAUUGCUUUAAUAAUUAAUACAUCUGGAGCAUGAUGUUUUAAUGAUGUUAUGUUAAACACAUUGGCAAUAAUUAUUAUUUAAUAACA
Pygocentrus nattereri (red-bellied piranha) is the source of this 1496-nucleotide messenger RNA. It is a transcript of the gene dnajc22, whose product is annotated as DnaJ (Hsp40) homolog, subfamily C, member 22. Gene Ontology annotation, biological process: endocytosis. NCBI's taxonomy places the organism in Eukaryota, Metazoa, Chordata, Actinopteri, Characiformes, Serrasalmidae. The record is from RefSeq and is a predicted model, not a curated record. Bases 307 to 1326 code for a protein of 339 amino acids. Gene Ontology annotation, cellular component: early endosome; plasma membrane. The transcript is spliced from 4 exons.